GCAGUAGGUACUAAGCCACGGCUGUGAGUGGAAGUACUGUGUUUAACCAACUCUUGGCUCCUUUACCAGACAGAAUUUCCAAGGAAGCCUCUGGUUAUGGACAAAUGAAUUGCGAAUAUUUCUAAUCUGCUGAUUUAAUCUACCAGUCGUAUUACCAUUCACUCAACACUAGGAGCCAAGUGUACGCUGCGUCAGUCACCAUAUGUCUACGGAAAUGGCAGAUAGGUCAGAAACAUGUCAGUUCUUUGUCCAGAGGAAAAAACGUUUCUGCAAAAUGUUAGUAAAAAGUGGCAACAAGUAUUGUGGUCAGCACCAGGCUGAAAGACCUGAAGAGGACAAGACUAAAUCCAAGAGAAUACCUUGCCCACUAGAUCCAAAACACUCCUGCUUUGAACAUCGCCUGGAAAAACACCUGGAAGUCUGCAAUGCAAAGGAAGUAUUAGAAUUUGACUAUAUCAAGAAGAAUGUGAAUCUUGGUCUCUCCAUGGAAGAACCUGCAAAAGUCUCCUUGUCAUGUUUAUCUGACAAAGAACUGUUCUCAUUCAUGAAGAGAGUAGAAGUUGCUCAUAAAGAACAUGUCGGUGAAAUUGAGAAAGCUAAAUUGACUCAUGAAGCAUUGGUAAAAGAAAUGUCUACCCCUGGGUACGGUCUAAGCGCAAUACGCCAUGUAUCACAAAACUCUUCUAUAUUGGGUCACCUAAGUAAAGAAGGUUUUCUUGAUACCUCGUCAAGUCCUACAUGCUUUAUAGAAUUUGGUGCUGGAAGGGGUAAGCUUACACGCUGGUUAACAGAAUCCAUAACAGACAUCAGUAAAGCCUUAUUUGUGUUGAUAGAUAAGGGAGCGCAACGAUAUAAAACUGAUGCUAAACUCAAGCACAACAAAGAGCUUUUCAUUCAGCGGCUCAGAGUUGACAUUCAACACUUGAAUCUUCAAGGGAUUGACUCUAUUAACAACUACAAACGGAUUGUUGGCCUCGGAAAACACUUAUGUGGGGGUGCAACAGACUUGACUCUGCAAUGCCUGUCAACACAAAGUAAUCAGAGAGUAGCAGGUAUUAUACUGGCCCUCUGUUGUCAUCACAGGUGUACCUAUAAUGCCUAUGUUGGCCAUGUAUUUUUACAGGAAGCUGGAUUUUUACCAGAGGAAUUCUACAUAUUAACAGCUCUUACAAGUUGGGCAACUUGCAGUUCAAAAGAUUCUAUGCCACUGCAGAAGGUAGAUCAAGUUCCUGAUACUGAUCAGGGUCCUGAGCCAGAUAACAGUUCUGAAGAAAAACAGAUGAAUGAAAACCGAUAUACACGUCUCGGUUUAAAAGCACAUUAUCGGGAAGAGGUUGGUAGAAAAGCUAAACAAUUGCUAGAUCAUGGUCGUGUGAAGCAUUUAAAUACUCAGGGUUUCCAGAGUCGCUUAAUUCAGUAUGUAGACAUAGAAGAAACCCCAGAGAAUAUUGCUCUAGUGGCAGUCAGUCAGUCAUAGACAGUAGACAGUGGAGACAGUGGGUAGUGAAGACAUUUUUCUUUCCUUUAUCAAACCAAAAGUAAGUUUGAUAUCUGCUUCUGGAGUUAUUCUUGUUAACCAUUUGCCAGUGGCUGCUUACUGUAAAGUAAAAACACCUUUGAUUCCAAGAUUUGUUAUUGCAAAUAUUACAAGUAUAUUUUUAAAUAUAUUUGUACAGUUACAUUUUGUGGAUUUGUUUCUCCAUUGCACAUAUUAGAGAUGCCUGUGAUGAGAUUGCUACUGUCAAAUAGUUCUCAAGAUUUAAGUUCUAAAGAAAUAUAAAUUCAAAAUAA
This is a messenger RNA of Macrobrachium nipponense, 1791 nucleotides long. RefSeq names its product tRNA:m(4)X modification enzyme TRM13 homolog. Gene Ontology annotation, biological process: tRNA methylation. The transcript has 11 exons. The record is from RefSeq and is a predicted model, not a curated record. The coding region runs from base 203 to 1477 and encodes 424 amino acids. Lineage: Eukaryota; Metazoa; Arthropoda; Malacostraca; Decapoda; Palaemonidae.